AUGUCAGACACCAUCCUGCCUCUGCCUCCCGCACAACCCCCAGGAGAGGAGGGUGAGGAUGCCUGGGAAUCCGAGUGGCUCGGUUCCUUCUCCCCUCACACCCCCGGCUGUAUCGUGCCCACAAACAGAACUGCGGGACAGGCUCCUCAGGGGGAGGGGCAUUGCGGAGGACUGUCCAGCUCUGUUUCCCGGACCUUCUUCCAGGACCUGGGAGGAUGCCUUCUGAGAGGACAUGAGCGGGUCCUCUGCCCACCCACCCCCUUCACCAGCGUGCGCCUCUCUUCCCUAAAGAGACUUUGCAGUGAAACAGCACAUGAGUCAGUAAAGUAUGAUAAAACCCCUAAAGGUAUCAAAUUCCCAGGCCCGAGGCCAGAAACAUAUAAGAAGAAUCACGGCAAAGAUCCUCUCACUGGGAAAUUAACUAGAGCAGACAAAGCCGGCCCUUCUGAAGGAGGGCCCCUGGCUGAGCGCGUGCUUUCACCUCUGGUCACACCAUGGCCAGUUAGGGGCCGGCAGCUACAGUGUCACACCACACUCUGGCUAGUAGCUGCCACUCUGGGGGCCUCGCAAGCUACUAUUGUCAAAAAGUUCAACAGUUAUACGCAUAUUCACCGCGCCCCGCUGACUUCUCCCCCAGGACGCUCCUGUUGGUGCCAAGGUCCUUCCCUUUGGUCUGCCGCCAUGAUUGUGCUUCUCCUCCUAGGAAUGCUGAUGGCCCCACAUGGCGGGGGCCACCCUCUUGACACCCCACACCUUCCAAAUAAGCUGCCUCUGGGACUUUCAGAAAAUAUCAGUAUGACUUUCUUCAAUGGGAUGUUUAAAAAUGUGGAAGGUGUGGCUGAAAUUUUUGACUGCCUGGGCUCCCACUUCACCUGGCUGCAGGCCGUCUUCACCAACUUCCCCGCGCUGCUCCAGUUCGUGAAUGGUAUGAGGUGCGUGGCUGGGCUCUGCCCCAGGGACUUCGAAGACUACGGCUGUGCCUGCAGGUUUGAGAUGGAAGGGCUGCCUGUGGACCAGUCUGACAGCUGCUGCUUCCAGCAUCGCAGGUGCUACGAGGAGGCCGCUGAGAUGGGCUGUCUGCAAGACCCUGCCAAACUUAGCACAGAUGUCAACUGCGUCAGCAAGAGUAUCUCGUGUGAGUCCGGGGACACCUGUGAGCACCUGCUGUGUACAUGCGAUAAGGAUGCCAUAGAGUGCUUGGCUCAGUCCAGUGUCAACUCUUCCCUGAACCUUCUGGACACGUCCUUCUGUCUGGCUCAGCCCCCAGAGACAGCCAGCAAGGAGGAGCUGCUGACAGUCCUGCCCAGGGUGGUUCCUGCGGAGCCCACGGACUCCAGCCUGAUGGCCAUCUCGAGAGAAGUGGCAUCUGAGACCAGAGCUGACCAACUGAUCAUGCUCUCCAGGACAAAACCAGGUGGAGACCAGGAAGGCAUGGAAGACUCCAGGACCACACCUUCUCCAGGAUCUGCAGAAAUUGUUGCCACAGUGAAAGGUGUAACUGUCGUCCCCGCUGGCAUUAAAUCUUUGGGGAUGGCUGUAUCAUCCACCAAAAGCGGUCCCGAGAAGACAUCUGGAAAAGCCUGUGACAGGCUCACCUUCCUGCAUCCGGGAAGCGGGGACCACACGCGGGUGAGGCCACAGCUUGGAGAGAUGCUCUUCUGCCUGACAUCCCGGUGCCCCGAGGACUUUGAAUCCUAUGGCUGUUACUGUGGGCAGGAAGGACAAGGCGAGCCGAGGGACGCCCUGGACAGGUGCUGUCUGUCCCAUCACUGCUGCCUGGAGCAGGUGAGAAAGCUGGGCUGUCUGCUCGAGAGGCCUCCUCAGCUGCCGGUGCUGUGCGUGGACAGUACCCCCAAGUGUGUGGGGCGGAACCUGUGUGCGAAGCUGCUCUGCGCCUGUGACCAGUCAGCGGCCGGGUGCAUGGCCUCUGCCUUCUACAACCACAGCCUCCAGUCGGCAGGCAGACCCGAGUGCCGGGGCGACCGGCCGACCUGCGAGGGCGGCGGGCCCGCGGCUUCCGCCCCGGGCUCCAGCUCCGAGGAGGACAGCGAGGAGGCCCCGCCCCUCACGGGGGGCCUGAGAAGAACCAGAAGGUUCCUGGGGAAGCCGCUGGGUCUCGUGGGGCCCAGGCCGCCGUACGGCCCCAGAUAG
Molecule: messenger RNA, 2151 nt
Organism: Rangifer tarandus platyrhynchus (Svalbard reindeer)
Lineage: Eukaryota; Metazoa; Chordata; Mammalia; Artiodactyla; Cervidae
Source: the annotation of a GenBank genome assembly